AUGGAACAGCGCGAGGAAGCAGAUAAGGUCAAUGACUUUGGACGAGAUCCAAUAGGCGAGAGUAAGGAAGAAAAGCGUUACAAUCGUGAUCUUAAAGCAAUGCUCGUUCAGAAGAGGGACGACGCCUCCCGAGCCCCUGAUAUUGGGGAACGUAACUCUCAAAACAAAGAGAAGAAGAGGCCUACAUUGAAUGAUUUGACAAGAUUCACGAUGAACAUUCGCGCCUCGAAUCCCGUUACUCCAUGCAAAACUUCCUGUGAAAGGCAAAGGAACAACUCCUCACUACCAGCCACUUCAAACGACCACGCAGCUAUCUGGAACACGAAA
This is a messenger RNA of Acaulospora colombiana, 327 nucleotides long. NCBI's taxonomy places the organism in Eukaryota, Fungi, Glomeromycota, Glomeromycetes, Diversisporales, Acaulosporaceae. The record is from the annotation of a GenBank genome assembly.